AUUUUAGUGGACACAUUUCCAAAAUAGUUGUUAAAAAAGACAACUCGGCAGUCCCUUUUCCACAAAAAAAGGGUUUGCUAGCUGUAGCAUAGCUAAUUUAUGAUAAGUAACCUGGUACCUCUUGAGAUGAACAUUAACGUUACUCCGUUGGGUCCUAAUGUUAGUAGAUACAUUUACCUAAUACGUUAUAAGUUCAGGUUGGUUUGGUGAAUAUAAUAGUAACUCUGCUAACACUAAAUACGUCUGUCAAAGAUCAUUGAAUGAGAUGUUUGACACCUAUGACAGUACUAGACCAUUACCAGCAUGUCGAGCAAAAGAGCCAAGGGGAAGACCCCCAAAAAGCGACCUCAGCGCGCUACUUCCAAUGUGUUUGCUAUGUUCGACCAGUCACAGAUUCAAGAAUUCAAGGAAGCAUUCAACAUGAUUGAUCAGAACCGUGAUGGAUUCAUAGACAAGGAGGAUUUGCAUGACAUGCUUGCAUCGCUUGGAAAAAACCCAACAGAUGAGUAUCUAGAGGCCAUGAUGAAUGAGGCCCCGGGUCCUGUCAACUUUACUAUGUUCCUCACCAUGUUUGGAGAAAAACUCAACGGCACAGAUCCUGAGGAUGUCAUUAGGAAUGCCUUUGCCUGCUUUGAUGAAGAAGGGACAGGCUUUAUCCAAGAGGAUUCUCUCCGGGAGCUCCUGACAACAAUGGGUGACCGGUUCACAGAUGAGGAGGUGGAUGAGCUCUUUCGGGAAGCUCCUAUUGACAAAAAAGGAAACUUCAAUUAUGUGGCGUUCACACGCAUCCUUAAGCAUGGUGCUAAGGAUAAGGACGAUUGAGAUAAGGACUAUAAGGACUGGACGUCCUGUUAUGCAAAGACAUCACGACACCAUAGAACAUCAUGGGUUCUUGAUCUUUGGUCUCAGUCUGAGUUAGAACAUGUUACAUGCUUCAGCUUCAAAAUGCAAGUCUCCAGCAUCAAAUGAAUAGUGAACUGAAGGCUAUUUCACAAUACAAUGUGAGUUUUGCACAUCAUUUAAUGUACACUGCUAUGCUACAUCAGCACUAGUGAGCAAAUGUAAUGGACAGCACAAUGUUGAGAGGUUAGGAGAUACAGAACCCUAAUCACUAUGGUCUGGUUUAACUGGGAUUUUUUAUUUUUUUUAAAGUGAUGACGGGCUAUUUCUGCAAUACACGAAUAGUGAUUAACUUAUGGGGAAUUUUAAAUGAAGGAAAGUAUCUCACUGAAAUGGUCUUAGCUAAAAAUGUAGACGUAUAUAAUAAUGCUCUAAUUUUAUGCAGUGUUUGCCAUUCCUCUCAUUAAAUCAUGAAAAUGUGUUGACCUGAGUUUUGUAGAGGAUGCUGAAACUAAAGGAACUGCUUGAGGCUUGCAUGGGUAUAGGUGCUCUGACAUGGUCUGUGAUGUCAUACAAGACAAAAGCACUCAUAUUUUACCUUCAUACAGUAAAGAAAUAACUCUGAAAAUGAUUUAAGGCAAAUGAUGGUACACAGAAUUUUUUAUUGACUUGACAUGAGAUGCAGAACAAUGGAAUACAUGUCCAACUGCACAUGAAUGAAUAAUUCCAUACAAUCCAUCUAGUUUUUACAUAAGAUAAGUACGAGUCUUAGAUUUCCAUAUAUUUCAUCCUAGACCAUCAAUAUUAAUCACAAUACUCUCCAGUUGAAGGGGGUAGAAUCAAAGACUAACCCACAUGAAAAAGACAAUGAUCUUAACAAGACACAUCUAACAGUAUGGUUAUAACAGGCCAUCUUCAAGUCAAGGAUAAAACUAAAGCUUAUAAAGCCUUACCAAAAAUGA
Clupea harengus (Atlantic herring) is the source of this 1802-nucleotide messenger RNA. RefSeq names its product myosin, light chain 12, genome duplicate 2 (gene myl12.2). Gene Ontology annotation, molecular function: calcium ion binding. Lineage: Eukaryota; Metazoa; Chordata; Actinopteri; Clupeiformes; Clupeidae. The record is from RefSeq and is a predicted model, not a curated record.